Lactuca sativa (garden lettuce) is the source of this 2505-nucleotide messenger RNA. RefSeq lists its product as uncharacterized. The record is from RefSeq and is a predicted model, not a curated record. Lineage: Eukaryota; Viridiplantae; Streptophyta; Magnoliopsida; Asterales; Asteraceae.
GGAGCCUUUUGGAUUGAGGUUCUUUUUCCCUGAUAAUACGAAUUACAGAGAAGUUUCAUAUAUAGAAGCAUUGAUAAACCUUUUUUUUCACAAAUUUCCAAGUUUUUCCCCAAUUUUCCCCUUUCUUUCUAUAUAGGUAUGUUGUAUAUCACCUUCAGAAACCCUUAUUCGAUGUAAAUUGGGUUGUUUUCUAGAAGGAUUAGCGUUGGAUACAGAUCAAGAUACAUAUACAAUUAUAAACUAUAAAUAAUUCUGUAACUUUUAUUCUCUUCGGUUAUCUGGUAAUGGCCAAAGUGCAUUUCACUCCGCCACCGGCGUUGGCACAACCAGUGCCUACCCCCGAUCCCGAAGCGAUUCCCAACGAGAAAUGGGUCGCAGGUGAAGACCCGAUUCUUGAAGUGUUGAAUUGUGUGUACCCUACUUUGGAUUCCGAAGAUAAGAGGAAGGACGUGAUCGAAUACAUGCAGAAGCUCUUCAGAACUUCACUCGGAGUUGAGGUCUUCACCUAUGGUUCAGUGCCACUCAAGACUUAUCUCCCUGAUGGAGAUAUUGAUUUUACAGCCAUUGGUGCUCCUGAUAGGGGAUAUACUUUGCCUCGGGAUGUUCUUCAUCUCCUUCAGGCUGAAGAACACAAUGGAAACAAUGAAUUCGAAGUAAAAGAUGUCACAUACAUUGAUGCGGAGGUUAAACUUGUGAAAUGCAUUGUUUCAGGCAUUGUUAUAGACAUAUCGUUUAAUCAAUUGGGUGGACUUUCUACACUUUGUUUUCUUGAGCAGGUGGAUCGCCAAAUUGGCAAGGAUCAUCUUUUCAAACGGAGUAUAAUUCUAAUAAAAACAUGGUGUUAUUAUGAAAGUCGUGUACUCGGUGCUACUUAUGGUUUACUAUCGACAUAUGCAUUGGCAGUUUUGGUUCUCUACAUAUUUCAUGCCUUUGGUGCAUCUAUAACCAACCCGUUAAUGGCUCUUUUCAGGUUCUUGGACUAUUAUGGCAAAUUUGACUGGGAUAACUAUUGUAUCAGUUUGAAUGGUGUGGUUAAGAAAUCUUCACUUCUAAACAUAGUUGUUGAGUACCCUUUAAACGAAAGGACUGGUGCUUUCCUCAGCGAUGCUUUCUUGAAUACUUGUAUGGAAACGUUCAUAUUGUGUUCUAAUGAAUCCACAUCAAAUGUGUCAAAUUUCAUGUGGAAGCAUCUUAAUAUAAUUGAUCCAUUAAAGGAAACUAACAAUCUUGGCCGCAGCGUUCAACAAGCAAAUUCUUACCGCAUCUUGAGUGCGUUUAGAUACGGUGCGAGCACACUCCGUGAGGUUCUUGAACUACAGAAUGAGAAUAUUGGAGAUGGAAUCAAGAAGUUUUUUGCAAACACCUUGCAAAGGCACAAACCAAAGUGUAUUCCGGAUGUUCCACUAACGUUUGAUACUUUAUCACUGUCAUCCUAUAGCGAAACCGAAUACAUUGAUGACGUGGACUCAAAGCUUUCAUAUGAUGAUCUUGAUGAUGUGUCGUAUGUGGGGUCUGGUGAAGCAAGCGAUCUUGAUGUAUUUCAAGAUCUUAGUCCGAGAACUACUGCCAAAAUGGUGAAAGGUGGCGGUGGUCACGAUGAUGUGGCACAUGAUUUACGAAAUCCGGAUGUGAUUGGUGGAUUUGGUGAAAUGGAAAGUUUGAAUCCGUUUGCGGAUCUCACCGGAGACUAUGAAAGUAGUAUACGGAAUCUGCUAUACGGUCAAUUUCACCAUGGUAAUGGUUUAAAUGGUUCUCUACUUAUGGGCCAUGUGGUUCAACAGCAAUAUGAGGAGGCAGCUGCUCCUGCUCGAUAUUUUUGGUCUUCAUGGUUCCGUUGGAGUUCACCGCCAUCUCCUCAGGUGAACUCAAAUAGUGUGGUGUAUCAAAAUGGUCAAACCUCCAGGCAAACCGGUCAACAGUUCCGGUUGGAAGAAAGAAACACGGUUCGUGGAACCGGGUCGUACAUCCCUGCCACGAACAUCUUCAGAGGAGGAGCAGGAUCGCGAAGGGGUUGGAGACCAGGAGCACGUAACCGUCAGCAAGAGCAGAGUCAUCGUGGGAAACUGAAGCAGGUGAUGUACUCACAAAGGAAACUUGUGUUUGGAGCUUUUGGUGCUAAUGCUACUAAUCCAGAAGAAAGUACUUCUGGCUCACAGUCACAGGCUCCCCCUCCUAAAUAUGUUUCAUGUGGUCGGAGUCAGGGAAGUGGUCAAGCCGAGCACCUGUUCCUCAAGAAUGAAGAGGAGUUUCCCCCUCUAGCAACUUGAGGAGGCUGGAAAUAUGUAUAAAGACAGUGCUGGUUUCAUUAUCUGGUUAAUCAUUAGAUCUAACUUACAAGACAGAAACUCAUCAUAGGGAAAAAGACGGGGAAAACUACCCUUUUAUUAGGUUUAUUUUCAAGUUUUUUUUUUUUUUUUAAUUUAUCUUUUAAGACUUCUGGCUUGUUGUGUGUGUGUGACAUAAUGUAGAUAAUUAAAGAGUUUGAAAAAAUGUAAAAAAAAAAAA